UUCUCCUCCUCCACGCUCUGGCGCAUCCGGAACCUGGGGCCAUAGUCUGAGUUUCUGGCCGGCGGAAGCGCUCGACAACUCUUGAGUUACGGAAGCGCUCACGGAGGGUCGGGACUCUGCCGCGCCAGCUAUGGCGCCGCCCGCCGGCGGGGCCGCCCCGGCUGCAGAACCUAGUUCUGCGGUGCUCCUGGCAGUGCAAGCCGCGGUGAGACCUCUGGGCGCCGGGCACGACGCCGAGGCGCAGCUACGGAGGCUGCAGUUGAGCGCCGACCCUGAGCGGCCUGGGCGCUUCCGGCUGGGGCUGUUGGGCACCGGGCCAGGGGCGGUCACUUUUGAAUGGCCCUUGGAGUCUGUUUGCUAUACAGUCCGUGGACCUCACCAACACGAGCUGCAGCCUCCACCGGGAGGGCCUGGAACCUUCAGUGUGCACUUCCUCAACCCUCAAGAAGCACAGCAGUGGGCAGCACUGGUGCGAGAUGCCGCCGCGGAGGGACACAAUGGCAAUGGCAGCCCAGCCCCAAGCCCAGAAAUGUGCCCCAUUUCUCCACCAUGUUCUUCUGUGGCUCAAAUACCUAAAGCAUCCCAACCUGAGGUGGAUCUUCCUCCAAGUUCUGGAAAUUUAAAACAAGAAGAGCUGGCUACACGCCUGUCCCAGGCCAUUGCAGAUGGGGAUGAGAAAGAAGCAGCCCAUGUGGCAGCCAUCUUGGCACAGCAUCAUGUGGCUCUCAAUGUCCAGCUCAUGGAGGCCUGGUUCCCACCAGGUCCUAUCAGGCUGCAAGUCACAGUUGAAGAUGCCACAUCCAUGUUGUCCGCUGCAUCAUCUGCCCAUGUCUCGCUGCAGAUCCACCCACACUGCUCCAUUGCAGCCCUCCAGGAACAGGUGUUCUCAGAAUUCGGUUUCCCACCAGCUGUGCAGCGCUGGGUCAUUGGGCGGUGCCUAUGUGUACCUGAACGAAGCCUUGCUUCCUAUGGGGUCGCUCAAGAUGGGGACCCUGCUUUUCUCUACUUGCUCUCCGCCCCUCGAGAAGCUUCAGGCCAUGGCCCUCAACACUCCAAGAUGGAUGGGAAAUUAGGAUGCUUGUUUCCUCAGUCACUGGAGCAGCCUCAUACCCUCCAGCCGGCCAGUUCCAGUCUCCCAACCCCCCCUCAGCCUGGCUGGUCUUGCCCUUCCUGCACCUUCAUCAAUGCCUCAAACCGCCCUGGCUGUGAGAUGUGUAGCACCCAAAGGCCCUGUGCUUGGGAUCCCCUUACUACAGCCUCCACCUAGAAGCCACCAAAGGUUAGAGGGAACAUGGCCCUCCCGUCACAGGCCCAAGUCCCUGGAUCACCACCACUUGAACUUCGCAGGGGACCUCUGCUUGUUGGGGACAGAGAUGCAGUAUUAGUGAACAAGGGCCACAAGCCAGUAAUUAAAGACAUAUGAGAACCA
Molecule: messenger RNA, 1429 nt
Organism: Peromyscus leucopus (white-footed mouse)
Lineage: Eukaryota; Metazoa; Chordata; Mammalia; Rodentia; Cricetidae
Gene: Sharpin
Product: SHANK associated RH domain interactor
Exons: 9
Coding region: 131-1267 (378 amino acids)
Biological process (GO): protein linear polyubiquitination; positive regulation of canonical NF-kappaB signal transduction; proteasome-mediated ubiquitin-dependent protein catabolic process
Cellular component (GO): LUBAC complex
Molecular function (GO): ubiquitin-protein transferase activity; ubiquitin binding
Source: RefSeq, a predicted model, not a curated record